GCCUGGGCCAGCCAGGUGGGGUGGGGAACGCCCGCCCGCUCACCUCGGAAGGGGCGGGGCGCGGCUCCCGGUUCCCCGCUGGGGCGGAGCGGGCCCGAAGCACCUGGGGUGCGGCGGAGCUGAGAGGUCUGGUCCUGGAACCUGGAACUCAGACUCACCUGUGUGAGUCUGACGGAGACGGAGGCGGGGCCGGAGCCAAAACUCACCUGAGCAGGCGGGAAACCGGAUCGGGCAGUAGCCCUCUGGCUAGCCCAGCGCCGAGAGGGAGGAGCCCCGCGGCUGGCCCCACCUGAGCGACCCUUCUCUGGUCGGUUCGUCGCUCCCUGCGCGGCCGCCAUGACCUGGAGCGCCACGGCCCGGGGCGCCCACCAGCCGGACAACACCGCGUUCACGCAGCAGCGCCUCCCGGCCUGGCAGCCGCUGCUGUCCGCCAGCAUCACGCUACCGCUCUUCUUUUGCGCGGGCCUGGCCUUCAUCGGCCUGGGCCUGGGCCUCUACUACUCUUCCAACGGCAUCAAGGAGCUCGAGUACGACUACACUGGCGACCCAGGUACCGGCAACUGCUCUGUGUGCGCUGCCGAAGGCCAGGGCCGCGCGCCGGCGCCUAAUUGCUCGUGCGCCUGGUACUUCUCGCUGCCCGAGCUCUUCCCGGGCCCCGUCUACCUCUACUAUGAGCUGACCAACUUCUACCAGAACAACCGCCGCUAUGGCGUGUCCCGCGACGACGCGCAGCUGAGCGGGCUGCCGAGCGCGUUGCACAACCCGGUCAACGAGUGCGCCCCCUACCAGUUCAGCGCGACCGGCCUGCCCAUCGCGCCCUGCGGCGCCAUCGCCAACAGCCUCUUCAAUGACUCCUUCUCGCUGUGGCACCAGCGCCGGCCAGGCGGACCCUACGUCGAGGUGCCACUCGAUCGCGCCGCCAUCGCCUGGUGGACCGACUACCACGUCAAGUUCCACAACCCGCCGCUGGUGAAUGGCAGCCUGGCGCUGGCCUUCCGCGGCACGGCGCCCCCGCCCAACUGGCACCGGCCGGUGUACGAGCUCAGCCCCGACCCCAACAACACGGGCUUCAUCAACCAGGACUUCGUGGUGUGGAUGCGCACCGCGGCGCUGCCCACGUUCCGCAAGCUGUACGCGCGCAUCCGCCAGGGCAACUACACCGCAGGGCUGCCCCGGGGCGCCUACCGCGUCAACAUCACUUACAACUACCCAGUGCGCGUCUUCGGCGGCCACAAGCUCAUCAUCUUCAGCAAUAUCUCGUGGAUGGGUGGCAAGAAUCCUUUCCUGGGUAUCGCCUAUCUGGUGGUCGGCUCCCUCUGCAUCCUCAUGGGUUUUGUCAUGCUGGUGGUCUACAUUCGCUAUCAGGACCAGAAUGAGGAGGAGGACGACGACGAGUGAUGUCUCCUUUCAAAAACCCCCUCCUGCUUCUUGCCAAAAGUCUUGUGGGCUGCUUUUGGCCCAAUCUCAAGCUCAUCUCACCUUGCCACCUGUUGUGGAUGAGCGGCGCAGAGAAAGGAAUUAACCUUUUUUUCCCCAGGGGCUGCAAGAUUCCUGCUGGGGUGUUCGGGCUGCAGAGUGCAAAUACUCCUUCAUGAUUUACUAAGCUGACAGUUCAGGUUCUUAAAUUAUGUAGCAUUCCAGAGUGGAAAGAACCUCAGACACUCCUUGUUAACCUCUAUCAGACCAAGGGAUGAGACCUAGCGGUAUUAAAUAAAUCAUUAAGAGCAGGCAGCCAACAACUGGCUCCUGAGUUGCUUCCGGAGCUUUUGGCACUACAGUACAGGUGGUUUCUUUUUCUUUCUUUCUUUUUUUUUUUUUUUUUUUUUGGCAAGGGAUCGGGGACGGCUGUAAGGUGGGAUAGAGAGUGAGGCCCACUUAUAUCCUGCAGAGGCAAGGAGGGGUGAGGAGAACAUACAUUUUAUAAAUGUACGUAGAUUAGGAGGCUCCAACCCCAGACAUUCCAACACAGUAAGACUAGGUUGAUCCCCUCCCUUGACGCUGCCUUUUAACAAGCUCCUCAGAAGAUUCCUCAAUUCCCUCGAAUAUGGGAGUCAUCACACUGAACUAGGUUGGGCCUAAAGCGGUCACCUGAGUUCAGUUUUUCAGGAAGUAAUUUGUUCCCAGGAGCAGUGACACUCAAAAUGUUCAAGUUUGGUCUAGCACUCUUGUAAACAGUGGAAGCUCUCGAUUUGUGGAAUGAAUGAACAAAAUUGCUAUCUCUAGAAAAUGAGUUAGCAUACAUAUGAUGUCCACUCAUUUACUGUUUGAGUGUAAAAACAAAUUGCCAUAUACUGUGUAGAGACUUGAAAAUGCCCGGCCAGUUUGUACAGCUCAGAGGGGAUGUUUUAACCUUAGAAUCGGAGAGCUGGAAGGAAUAUUAGAGGGAAAACAGAUUCCCUAAAGUCACAUCUGUGUCUCCUGACUUGCUCAGUCCUCUUUGUCAUCUGAAUUUCUCUUUCCAUGCUUAAGGGGAAAAGGGGUGGGGUGCUAAAUUUAUUUUCUCAAAUGAAACUUUUGUUUCUAAUAAUCAUGUUUGGAUAGAAUGUUGAAGAAAAAAAUCUUAUACGAAAACUAGAAUCUUAGGAUUAAUUUAAACCUUUGAGAUCAUGCUAAAAUCAUUCUGUUGACUAUUGAUUAACUAGAAUAAACCAGUAUGUUUAAAUUUAUUUUAAAAAGUAGCAUAUUUUUACUUAAAAUUUUUAUGGCAAAACAACUUAAACUGGCAAAAGUGAUAUAUCAUUAAAGAUUUUAUUGGCUGAGAGCAAAUAGUUAUUUGGCAUUUGUCAGAACUCUCCAGGGCAUGCUCUAUUACAGCUAUUCUCCAGCCAGUACUGUUUGUUCUGAUUCCUUCAAGAUAGUACAAGAUCUUGAAGAAUGUAUUGUUUUUUGUAGUCAAAUAUUGAAUUGUAUUAAAUAGUUCACAUUGUUUUUAUUAUACUCUUCUAGUUCUUUGACAAUUACUGAUGGAUGGACAGCAUGCAUGUAUGUCAUUGAUAUCUGCUUGGAUAUUCUGUCCCAUUAUUUUUGUAUAUAUAUACAAGAAAUGCUUCAGUAAUUCCAAUGUGUUAGCUUCCCACCUUCUGAAUGUGACACACUUUGAUUGUCAAAUCAAUUAUUGUGAUUUUAGGCUGUGAAAACGUGUUCUUCUAGUAAUUUUUAUUUAUCAUCAAUAUUUGAGCAGUUCCCUAACCCAGUCCUCCUCUAUGUUGGAUAAGAGAAUUUACAAUUUUUCUGCCAAGUAGUUAAGAGAAAACAUGUAUUUUGCUUUUUAGAAUAGUCUAUUACUAUACAGGUUUAAAUUAGAGCACAAAACUUAAGAUAUUCUGAUUAAUGUUAAUGAGUAUAAUUCCAUGCCCUGUUUUCUGGGUUUUUGAAAGAGAAUAAAGGUUAUGUUUGUCUUUGUUA
Molecule: messenger RNA, 3405 nt
Organism: Marmota monax (woodchuck)
Lineage: Eukaryota; Metazoa; Chordata; Mammalia; Rodentia; Sciuridae
Gene: Cdc50b
Product: transmembrane protein 30B
Exons: 1
Coding region: 337-1398 (353 amino acids)
Biological process (GO): phospholipid translocation
Cellular component (GO): endoplasmic reticulum; plasma membrane; Golgi apparatus
Source: RefSeq, a predicted model, not a curated record